AUGGUCGUCCCGACUGACCCCAAGCUGCGCUCCACGCUCGCCAACUUAGCAGGCGUAAACAUCAACCAGCGCGAAGUCGAGUACCGCAAAGCCCUCGACGACAUGAUCCCCGGCAUCUUCUGGGGCGCCAAACCCUCCAACAUUGAAGCAAUCCGCUUUCCCGAUCCCAUGAUUCCCCGCCGCUCCUACAAGCUCACCUUUGACGAGCCACCCAAGCCCGGCGUGCCCAAGCAGCUCUUCAUCGAUGUCAAGUUCGGCCCUAGCCCCUUAGACGCCGGUGUCUUCGUCAACGCGACCAACCCCAUCGGCAACGUUUCCACUUUCGACACGGGCGGCCGUUGCCAGGAGAUUGCUCGCACUUGGCUUCCGAAUCUGGUCCCUCGCGUCAUUCGCGUUGGCAUCAUGGGGAAGGAUGACGGCGACAUUGAUUACAUCGUCACGGAGCACAUCCCCAACACCGUCACCCUAGACAAGGUCUGGGCCUCCCUCACGCCCAAGACGAAGGGCCACAUCAUGGACCAGCUCGUCACCGCACUGGAAACCCUCCAGAAGGAACACGGAUUCUCCGAGGACGAUAUCGAACAAGCGCUCAAGGCCGUCGAGCUGUCCGGCAACAUCAACUACACCGCCACCACUAUCCUCAACCUCACCAAGACUCCCGAGCCGACCCCCUUGGCCCAACGCCCGGCCUGGCCUCCGCGGUCAACGACGUUGAAGCGCGUCCGCCUUCUUCUCCAGCGCUACGCCAACGAGUACCGCCCCGCCCAUCACCACUGUUCCGCCACCAGGUUUGAGGAGCAAGAAGACGGCAGCGUCUACGUCAAUUUCCCCGGUGCAGAUACCCCGAUGAGCCCCAUGAUCCUCACGUGCAAACUCAUCCACGAACUCAGCAAGGUCAUCGUCCUCUGCCACAUGGACCUCGAGCCUCGCAACAUCCUCGUCAAGCUCGUCGAGCAGCCCGCCGGUCUCAACGGCAAGCCCGAGAAGGAACUCCAGCUCGCUGGCAUCGUCUCCUGGCAUAAGGCCACCUUUGCCCCCUUCUCCAUGGAGCGAGGCCUCAAGGACGCGCUGCUCGGCUGCCAGUUCAACUACGACUUCUCGUGGUACAGGCUAUUUGCUGAUCGCACCAAGCACCUGAUGCCCGAUCGAUUCUUCGCCGCUCACGACUUUUUGGUCAAGGCCAUGGUGAACAUGCGUUUUGCUGCCCGGGCGAUGGAAUGCAGCCACUCGACGACAGUCCACCAGCAGCACUUCUAUGCCAUGGAAAAGAUUGGCUCGGGCCCAGACUACAUGAACGGAUGGGUAAGACUGCCUUACGCCAAGGACCACGAGUCGCCUUCAGAGUCGGAGUACCGGGAGAUGGGCAACGGCGUUAUUCGCCAGUCACUCGUUAAGCGCUUUCAGGAGAUUCCGAGACACAGCUGGCCUACUGACCUUGAGUUCCUCUUUGACCAUUGGAGUGCUUGA
This is a messenger RNA of Colletotrichum godetiae, 1467 nucleotides long. RefSeq lists its product as uncharacterized. The transcript has a single exon. The coding region runs from base 1 to 1467 and encodes 488 amino acids. The record is from RefSeq and is a predicted model, not a curated record. Lineage: Eukaryota; Fungi; Ascomycota; Sordariomycetes; Glomerellales; Glomerellaceae.